ACCAGCACUUCCCUGCCAGGUUUCCCUUCAGGUCCCCGCCCCUCCGCGUCCCGGGACCCGGCUCGGUUCGGAGCCGCGCACCUAGUGUUCGGGCAUGCCCCGCUACGAGCUGGCUUUGAUCCUGAAAGCCAUGCAGCGGCCAGAGACUGCUGCUGCUUUGAAACGGACAAUAGAAGCCCUGAUGGACAAAGGAGCCAUAGUGAGGAACUUGGAAAACCUGGGUGAGCGAGUACUUCCUUAUAAGAUCUUCGCCCACAGUCAGCAGCACAGGAAAGGCGGGUAUUUCUUGGUGGAUUUUUAUGCACCAACAACAGUUGUUGAUAGUGUAAUGGAGCAUUUGUCUCGAGAUGUCGAUGUGAUCAGACCAAAUGUUGUUAAACACCCUCUGACCCAGGAAGUAAAAGAGUGUGAAGGCAUUGUUCCAGUCCCGCUUGAGGAAAAAUUAUAUUCUACAAAGAAGAGGAAGUGAGGCGAUUGACUGGAUUUUAGUCUUCUAUUGAAUUGUCUGGGGCCUGAGCAGCAUGGAUGAAUAGUGAGAAGCUUGGCCUUUAUCUGGUGGUGGGGUGCGGGGGGGUGCAGGUGCCGAUGGCCUUCUUGUGAUUCCCUUUGCUGCAAGAGGCGGGAGAACUGCUCGCCCGCCGAGAGCUGCUCUGUAACCUGGGGUACCCACAGUAGGCCAUUUUUUAUUUCAUUUGCAUUAUGUAAUUUCAUGGUCAGUGAGAACUUUCUCCUUAAAACAAUAAUACAAUUUUGAAGAGCAAAACACAGAACUGGCUUGGAUUGUGAGCCAGUAAUUCAGAGUGAAGAGCCAUGCAAAAAUAAAAAUUGAAGACCCGUAUAUUUUGUGGACAACUUUUAUCAGGGGAAUAAACAUUUUACAAACUC
Molecule: messenger RNA, 885 nt
Organism: Marmota monax (woodchuck)
Lineage: Eukaryota; Metazoa; Chordata; Mammalia; Rodentia; Sciuridae
Gene: Mrps6
Product: mitochondrial ribosomal protein S6
Exons: 3
Coding region: 95-469 (124 amino acids)
Biological process (GO): translation
Cellular component (GO): ribosome; mitochondrial small ribosomal subunit
Molecular function (GO): small ribosomal subunit rRNA binding; structural constituent of ribosome
Source: RefSeq, a predicted model, not a curated record